AUGGUUUGCGGUUCGAAAAAAUGCCAUGGACCCGGCUAUGCUUCUCCAAAAGACGCUUUGAAUGGUCCCAGGGAAAAAGUGUUGUUUGUGACAGCUCCGCACGCUGAAAAUGGCCCGGAUGCGAUUUUUUCGAUUGAUGUUGAGCCGAGUUCGAAGAGUUUUUCUGAGGUGAGUGGGGGGAUUUAAAUUUCAGAACUUCAAAAAAAAAAAUUUGGAGAUGUCUCCUAGUUUUCCAGCCUAGAAUUUCCUGAUGUUCCAGGUGAUUUCUCGAGUUGAUCUUCCAAACAUCGGAGACGAAGUGCAUCACACUGGUUGGAAUGCUUGUUCCUCUUGUCACACAGAUUCCUCAGCAAAACGUUCAAACCUAAUCGUUCCCUGUCUAAACUCCGAUCGAAUUUAUAUUCUCAACGUCGAAGAUCCCACCAAAAUCUAUCUCCAAAAAACCAUCGAACCAUCCGAGCUUCACGAAAAAAACGUGUCAUUUCCUCACACUUCUCAUUGUCUAGCAGACGGGAAUAUUAUGAUUUCAACCCUGGGAAACUCAAACGGUGAAGCUCGGGGAAGUUUUCUUCUGCUAGAUGGAACUACCUUCAAGGUUAAAGAAACUUGGUCGAAUCAAACUACAAAGUUCAACUAUGAUUUCUGGUAUCAACCAAGGCAAAAUGUUAUGAUUUCCACAGAAUGGGGAACACCAAAUCUUAUCAAAAAAGGAUUUAAUCCUCAACAUGUUGGCGAAGGUUCUUACGGUAACUCGAUUCAUAUUUUCGAGUGGGAUUCACAUAAACUUUUACAAUCGAUUGAACUUCCUUUGCCUUUGGGAGCACUUCCACUUGAAGUCAGAUUUUUGCAUGAACCAUCAAAGCCAAAUGCAUUUGUUGGAUGUGCUUUGGGAUCCGCAAUUUAUCAUAUUCAUCCAGGAAAUGGAAAAGAAUAUGUGGCUGAUUUGGCAGCGAAAAUCGAAAGUCGACCAGUUUCUGGAUGGGCGUUGGAUGAAAUGCCAGCUUUGAUCACUGAUAUUUUGAUUUCCAUGGAUGACAAAUAUCUGUGAGUUCAAUUUGAAUCUGAAAAUUUGGAAUUUUUCUAGUUUUUUAUCAACUUAGCACAUGUUUCACCUCAAAAAGCCCCUGUUUUUUUGCAACGGUGAAAAAAUUUACUACGGUACGCUAUUUGUGCAUUUGUGCGUCGCGGUGUUUACACACUAGAUAGUGAUUUCAGAGCAUUUUCAGCAUGUUAGAGGCAUUUUCAGAAAACGCUGAAUAUACCAUUUGAUUCGUCUCGUCGAGAUGAGCCAGGAAAACUAUUUACUUGUUUCUGAAACGCAUUCUCAAAAAAGUUAUGGGCUGAAAAUCAAAUUCUGAGCAAAUCAAAGGCGCACACAUCUUUCGAAAGAGUGAGGUCUCGCAGCGAUUCCAGUUUUUCACGUUAUUCUACGUGAAAACGCCAUUUUUAGGGCUUCUACUAUAUUUAUUCGAAGAGAAGAGAUGAAAUUACGGAUGUAUGAAUGUUUUGAAAUUUUUCUGGGGCCCCCUAGAGAUAAAACGCGGCGCCGCCAAAUGGAGAUACAAAACCCCCAAAAUUUCAGCUACGUAUCCUGUUGGCUUCACGGUGACAUUCGUCAAUACGACAUUUCCGAUCCAAACAACAUUCAUCUAACCGGUCAAAUUUACAUCGGUGGAAGUUUACACAAAAACUCGGGUGUAACUGUUCUCGACAACCUCCCCAUUCCCGAUCCUCUCAUUAUAAAAAACCACAAAAUCCCGGGCGGCCCUCAAAUGCUUCAAUUAUCCCUAGAUUGUCGAAGAUUGUAUGUAACAACAUCACUUUAUAAACAAUGGGAUUCACAAUUUUAUCCAAAUCUUCUUGAAAAUGGCGCCUGUAUGGUUCAGGUCGAUAUUGGAGAAGAUGGAAAAAUGACAGUGAAUUCUGAUUUUUUGGUGGAUUUUGGGAAGAUUGAAGGUGGUCCGUAUUUGGCACAUGAGAUGAGAUAUCCGGGAGGCGAUUCGACAUCAGAUAUUUGGAUUUAA
Caenorhabditis angaria is the source of this 2024-nucleotide messenger RNA. The record is from the annotation of a GenBank genome assembly. Lineage: Eukaryota; Metazoa; Nematoda; Chromadorea; Rhabditida; Rhabditidae.